AGAGAGACGAUGACGUGCCGCUGCAUCUUCUCACUGGUUCUGCUCACUGUCUUCUUCUCAGCCAUAGCUGGAGACUCUAAUAAUUGUGUAUACACCUUCUACGUCCAAACAGGCACAAUCAUAAAGGCCGGAACAGACUCCAAAAUCAGCUUAAGACUCGGUGACUCCGACGGCCAAUCAGUGUGGGUCCCAGAUCUACAGAAAUGGGGCCUGAUGGGCCCAAAAUACGACUACUACGAAAGAGGCAAUCUGGACAUCUUCACUGGACGAGGCCCAUGUAUUGGCUCACCAAUUUGCAGCCUCAACCUGACCUCGGAUGGGUCUGGCUCACACCAUGGUUGGUUCUGUGACUAUGUUGAGGUCACUUCAACUGGGCCUCACCAGACCUGUAGUAAGUCCAUAUUCUACGUGGACCAAUGGUUGGCCACUGAUGCUGCCCCUACAAAUUGACUGCUUUGCUUGAUGGGUGCAAGAAGGAGAAUGGUCCAAUGGAGCAUGGAAUAACUGGGCUUUUUGUUGUGGGCAAGCCCAUUGGGUCUGCUUCAGAAUGAUGUGAAGUUGUGAACUUUUAGAGAGAGAGAGAGAUUGAGAUUUUAUGUUUUUCU
Ilex paraguariensis (yerba mate) is the source of this 605-nucleotide messenger RNA. The record is from the annotation of a GenBank genome assembly. NCBI's taxonomy places the organism in Eukaryota, Viridiplantae, Streptophyta, Magnoliopsida, Aquifoliales, Aquifoliaceae.